This is a messenger RNA of Ziziphus jujuba (common jujube), 3815 nucleotides long. Its product is annotated as dual specificity protein phosphatase PHS1. Lineage: Eukaryota; Viridiplantae; Streptophyta; Magnoliopsida; Rosales; Rhamnaceae. Gene Ontology annotation, molecular function: protein tyrosine/serine/threonine phosphatase activity. The coding region runs from base 527 to 3325 and encodes 932 amino acids. The transcript is spliced from 11 exons. Gene Ontology annotation, biological process: response to abscisic acid; protein dephosphorylation; cortical microtubule organization. The record is from RefSeq and is a predicted model, not a curated record.
AUUUGGGAACCCGACGCGCCAACAUUAAUUAUUGUACACAUGAUCCAUCAUCAUGAUCCACUUUCUGGUAGUUUUCUUUAUAUAAGAAAAAAAAAAAAAAUUGUGAUCUUCAUCAUAGCAGCAACAAUAACCGCUGAGAGAGAGUAGUUAAAUUGGCCCCCAUUUUUGCAGACUUGAAGAGAAGGCAAGCAAUUCAUCAAUCAUAUUUAUGCCAACGUCUUUUUGAGCAGUUUUCUAACACUGCCUACUUCCUUACUGAUAAAAGUACUCAGUGAAAAAGAAAAAAAAGUGGCUACUUGAAGCAGCAGCAAAAAAAAGAUUCUGAAAAAAGCGUCUUGCUUUGUUCAUCGAGUGGUAUAAUAUAUCAUCCUUAACAGCCUUCCUUAAAAAAAGCAAACUACUUUUGUUUGCCGAAUUUGUAGAGAGUGGUAGCCCUCCCAUUUUUUUUCCCUCUUUUUAUUUUUAUUUUUAUUUUUAUUUUUAUAAUUUUAACAAAAAGAAAGCAAACCUCCCAAAAAUAAACAUUAUGGCAAAAGAGCAAAAGCCAGACCCUUUACUCAUCAACCCAAUACAGGUCCAGGAUAAAGAAGAAGAGAAGGAGUCCGACCUUGGAUCCGACGAGCCUGAGGCUCCUUUGCCCCUUACCGUCACUUCCAGGGUUUUGUAUAUGUUGGGUGACAUUACCUCAGGGCCUGCGCAUAGGUUCACGCAAUGGCUGGAAUUGGUUCGUAAACGCAGUGCCAAAUUUCGCUCCUCUGGUUUCCCUCACAGGCCUCCGAGGCUCAAUGAUAUGCCUUCUAGUGCAGGAGAGUUCAUUGAUAAUUCAAAAGGUUCUCUGCCUUCUGAUCAAACAACAGAAAUCAGUCUAUGGGAAAGACUCGGUAAAGCUGCUACUCUGGAAAUUGAGUCAAGUUCUUUUUCUUGGGACAUGCUUUCAUCUCUUCACCACACCGAACAUAAUAGCAACACUGAUCAUUCUGAGGAUGAAAUGAAUAAAGCCCUAGAAGUUACUGUGAAUUCUGGAGGAGUUGUCUUCUUUGCCUUUUUCAGUCAGCCAGCAGAUAAUGAUGGUCUUGCAAAGGAAGCAGCUGCUGUUAUAAAAAUAUCAUCGUCUAGGAUGGCUACGCAAUCUGAACGUCUUGGAUAUGAAUUUGCUAAGUGGCUUGGAGUCCGAACCCCUCAGGCAAGAGUUAUUCAUAAUUCUAGUGUGGAGUGGCUCCAGAUUAAGGAAGCUGCUGAGAAAGCAAGAGAUGGAGCAAGUUUAGAAGGAGAUGAAGCUGGUGAAAUGACUUGCUCAGAACUUUUGGAAGCUCUUGAACUUAGCAGAUGUCUUUUACUAAUGAGUUAUGCACAUGGAUCUCCUUUGCUAGAAAGUUCUAGUGCAUUUGACUUGAGGGAAUAUGCUGAAAAUACAGCAGCUGCUCUUGGUAGGGUCUUGUUAUUAGACCUUGUCAUCAGAAACGAAGAUAGGCUCCCUUGCCGUCAGCUAAGAUGGCGUGGAAAUUCUUCAAAUUUAUUAAUGGUUGAAAAAAUGGCUUCUACAAAUAUGGAUAAUUUGGAGGAAGUCAUUGAUUCUGCUAUGAAAAAGUACAGACCACGAGUGAUUAGAGCUCUUCAAAAGGAACGAAGAUCAACUUCGGUGGAUUGCAGAUUGAUCUCUCAUAAUUCUGGAUCCGUUUCAGAGGCUUCUGAUCUUUCUAACAAUGUCGAAUCGCCAAAAUCUAUUGACAUUUGCUUGAGAAAGCAAUUAUCAGAUGAAUCAAGAUUUUCUGACUUUCAAAUUGUGGCUAUUGAUUCCAAUGUUCCUCGUCGACCUCCUGCAGGAAAGCGUGCAAAUGACCAGGCAAUUUAUCCUAAGUUGGUUGAGUUACUACUUAACAGUUCUCAGUAUUCCUCCAAUCUGUUACAUGACAUAACAGGAGGGAAAUUGGGAUCCCCUCCCUUAGAGGAUGGUGAAACACCUGAUGCACGGGCGACUGAAAUGCUGUCAAUUGUUCAAGAAUUUCGCAGUGGAUUCCGUGCUGCUCUUAGGGACAUGCAGGGCUUCCAUAUAUUUCUUCUCACUCUUCAUCAAAAGCUAGAUAGCUUGUUACGGUUAUUUUUGAAUAUUGUAAACAAAACUUCUUCAGGGGAGUCUGACAAUGUUGAUCUGGCAAUUCCUGAGUCACCAUCACAUUCUGCUGGAUAUGUUCCUUUUCCUUCUCCAAGCAAGGAACGGUAUGUUAGUGAUAGUAAUCUAGAUAUUGGUGAUUCAGAAUCUCAAAGAUCCACUUCAAGGUCUUCAUCUUCAGGAAAUAAAGAAAGCUCAGACUCCAGUUCUCCAUUGUCACGUGAUGCUUGGCAUGGGAAAUUCCAUAAAGGAUUUGGGGGCGAGCCCCUUCGUAACCUGCGUUUAACAGCAAAGCUCCGUGACUACCAUAAACUUGUCAAGAUGGAUGCUGAUUCAAAUAAAGAGUUGGAACAGUGGAAUGAAAUGCUCAAGAAUGAUGCUGUUAAGCUCUGCCAGGAGAACAAUUUUAAUAGUGGAUUCUUUGAGGGUAGUGAUAAUAAUUGCGUUAUUGAUGCUUAUGAGUUGAAGGUCAGACUUGAGCACAUUCUUGAGAGGAUUGCAUUGAUAUCUGAGGCUGCAAAUACAGAAAGGCCAUCCUUAAUCACAAGUACCCUCUUUAUUGGAGGAGCGCUGGCUGCGAGAUCUGUAUUUACACUGCAACAUAUAGGAAUUACUCAUAUAUUGUGUUUAUGCUCCAAUGAAAUUGGACAGUCAGAUUCUCAGUUUCCUGAUCUAUUCGAGUACAAAAAUUUUUCUAUAUAUGACAAUGAAGAUUCAAAUAUCAGCAGCAUUUUUGAUGAAGCUUCAGAUUUUAUUGAUCAUGUUGAACAACUAGGUGGGAAGGUCUUAGUUCAUUGCUUCGAGGGCAGAAGUAGAAGUGCCACGGUAGUGCUUGCAUAUCUAAUGCUCAGAAAGAAUUUCACUCUAUUAAAAGCAUGGAAUACACUUAAAAGAGUUCAUCGACGGGCCCAGCCAAAUGAUGGGUUUGCAAAGAGCUUAGUAACUCUGGAUAGGAAAUUACAUGGUAGGGUUUCCAUGGAGUGGCAACAGAGGAAGCCAAUGAUUAAAGUUUGCCCUAUCUGUGGGAAGAAUGCUGGUCUGAGUAGUAGCUCUCUUAAGCUUCAUUUGCAAAAAUCACAUAAGAAGUUGUCAUCAGGGAGUGUGGACAGUGCAAUGACAAUGGAAAUACAAAAGGCUUUAACAGCACUCAAGAUUAGCCGAGGUGGAAGUGUCAGCCCGACACAGAGGCAAUCUCACUCAGAUGUGGAAAAUUAGGAACUGUCACCCCAUUAAUUUUUACUCUUUCAAACCGAUGCAGCUUGUGGUUCAAAACUAUUUGUUUGCCUCCUGGCUGCUUAUCAUUGGGAUGGAACCACAUAGGUGCCGAGAUCUGCAACAACCAGAGCUAACUCUUUUAUUUCUAGUGUUUCGUCACCCUUGUGAAUAAUCAGAGAUAGUGUAGAAUAGUGUACGCGUCGCCUCAGUUCUGUAUUCAAAUCGUUUCGAUUGUUCUGGUUUUUGUGUGUGUUUGUACAAUUCUUUUGAGCUUGAUCCAAAGAUGUCAGGCUCCAAUGUAUCAUAAACGAUAGGAAGAUGGGUUAUUCAUGUAAUUUCUUUUAUGAUAAGUGGCAAAUUGGAAGCUAAUUAUAAGCGGCUCUAGUUUUAAGGAUUUUCAGGUGAUAGAUACAGAUGUCUCUGGUAACAUGUAACAUGUUGAUUGUUGAGUAUGAAUGAAACUGAAAGCCAUGAGGGUUGAAACAGCUCA